AUGUCUUUAUUCCAACUUAAUAAUGACGUGGCAAUGGUUAAAUACGGGGUUGCAUACUUUUGUAUUGCUCUGCCACUUUUCCCUGUAUUUUUUGUUUUGAUGAAAACAAUUUGCAUCAAGGAUCGAGAAAAUUCAAAUUUAACUUAUAAACUUAUGAAUUUGAUCAAUUUCUGCCAGGUUGGUCAAACCAUUUCACAUUUUAUCAGUGGCCCGAUGCUUAUUUUUCCAAACUUGCUUAUGAAGCUUGAUGUUAUAAUUAGGAUGAUGGGUUGCAUAAUGAACAGUCUUUGGAUCGCCGAUUUUCCAGUGAUGACUCUCUUAGCAGUUUGCAGAAUUCUCAUUUUCUCAAAUAUCAUAAAUUCAAAAAAGUUUCCAAAUUCUAUAAAAUGUGCUUUAUUCCUCAUCAUCACAUGGACAAUGUUCCUGAUAUUUGUGGGAUGUGCCACGCUAAAUAUGCAACUAGUGACACCUGGAUGGGACUAUGACUUCAGUGUUUCAAGUGCAGAAAUAUUGGCUAAUUUGGAAGUGCUGUUGAGCUUCGCGUGCUUAGCAUCAUCCUAUGUUGCUUAUCUGUUCAUGGCUUAUUUGAUUUAUGCGAAGAAAAAUCUUGUAAGUUGUGUACAUUCGCGGAAAAAUGAGAUUGCAAUUCUUGUUCAAUCGACAUUUGUAACAACUUAUAUAACUGCAAUGAUAUUUGUCUGGCACCAAUCAUUAUUCUCAAAGAUCUCGUUUAUUGAUAUGGAGAGCAAAAGAAAUCAAGCAAUUCUUAAUUGUUGUCUGAUUAUUCAUUGCUAUGUCAACCCAAUAAUGACGUUGGUUUGUAAUAAAUCAAUUCGAGAUGAAUGCCUUAGAUUUCUUAAAAUCAAGAAAAGGCCGAGUAGGCCAUCACGAAGUGACAUUCUUUCGAAACUUUCUUCAAUUCACCCGAUAAAUCCUUCGGCUAAUAACGAGCAUAAUAUCGAAUCUCAAUGA
Messenger RNA from Caenorhabditis elegans, 972 nucleotides. It is a transcript of the gene srt-70, whose product is annotated as Serpentine Receptor, class T. The record is from RefSeq and is marked reviewed. NCBI's taxonomy places the organism in Eukaryota, Metazoa, Nematoda, Chromadorea, Rhabditida, Rhabditidae. The coding region runs from base 1 to 972 and encodes 323 amino acids. The transcript is spliced from 5 exons.